Molecule: messenger RNA, 903 nt
Organism: Mycotypha africana
Lineage: Eukaryota; Fungi; Mucoromycota; Mucoromycetes; Mucorales; Mycotyphaceae
Exons: 1
Coding region: 1-903 (300 amino acids)
Biological process (GO): kinetochore assembly; mitotic sister chromatid segregation
Cellular component (GO): nucleus
Source: RefSeq, a predicted model, not a curated record
AUGUCCCUUUUCGAAAGAGCUUUAGCCAAUGUCGUUUCACAAGCAACAGGAGAUUACGCAUCCAUUGCGCAAAACGAUCCAGUCGUCAUAAGCGGUGAAGACGGUACAACAAGGGGAGAUUAUUUAGACCUUCUUCAAGAGGCUCAGAGAAAAGAAAGAAAAAAACUAUGGGAUCAGGUUUAUCGAUUAGAAGAAGAACAAAAACAACGUGUAUUCAGCAGUAAUAAUGAUGAGAAUCCGAUGAAUAAAGUGGAAACAGAUGCCUCUCGUAAAAAAUUAGCCACACUUAUGUAUCAAUACAGUGACCUUGAGCGCGAAGUUGCUGCAGAAAGGGGUAGAUUUGGGGAAGAAUGUGAAAACCGGCCAGAGGAUACUAUACUGGAAAUUGAAUUUAGGGAACAACUGGAUCAGCAAAUUCAACAGUAUAAUCAGGCAAUUGACUUUCUUAAAGAGGACUUACGAAAUGUAAAAGAAACAUUAAAAUUGGAAAAGAAGGCCUUAUCAGAAUGCACAGAACUUUAUACUGCGCUAAAAGCAAAAGAGAAAGAAAUAAUAGAAGAGAACAAUCUGGCAAGAGAAGUAAACCCUGAUCAGCUACGAGAAUCACAGGCUAUAUUGGAAAAUAUGUUUAAAAAUGAUCAAGAUGAUCUGAUUGACUUUUUAGAUGAGUAUUAUCCACCGCACCCAGUCGACGAAAGUACUGGUAUUUUGGACGCUGAAUCAGAUUUGAAGAAUAUUUUGGAAGAUCUAAUGAAUAAGGCGUUAGGAACACCAGAGGACCCUUACAUAGAAUUGGUGCCAGGCACCUAUUGGACACCUUAUAUCCAAACAUUGGUUAAAGCCAAUAUAUUGAAAUUUCAUCCUGAAGAUUCAAAAAUGGUUAGAUUAGAGGAUUUUCGAUGA